UUCAGCGACAGAGUCCAAACGAGAACAAUCUGCUGUUUUUUUGUUGUUGUUGUUGAAUUCGAAUGUUGAUCACCUUUCUUCUCGCGUCGCAAAACGUCGUUCGACAGUUUGCUGCGAUUAUCUGAUUCGUUUUUAGGUUUCCAUUUCUUCGGCAAGUGUGAAUAGUGUGAAAAUAAAGAACUUCGAAGUUUUUGCGGUGGGUAAAUUUAAAUAGCGAAGUGAACAAGCUGCUGGAACGUCGAGAACGUAAACGGGAGCGGCCGAUCAGUGAAGCAAAUCCUAUAGAAUUAGUGCAGGGGAAAAUUCCUGCCAUAUUUAUUUUCUCUGUGAAGAAUUCUUUUGUUUACCAUUGGCCUGCUUUGAGUCGGCAGCUGAAGUGUUUUUAACGUGGCUAGCUGCAAUUGAUCACACUUCGUCGGUUUUGAUUUAGAGGAAUUUACUAACUUAACGAACUUAACAGAUGAGAGGAACGUAAAACAUGGAAUACUACGCAAUUUAUCUGCCAUACAAGGAACCUGAACUGUCAAUAAAGAGCUUCUAUAAUGAUAAGGAGGAAGCGUUGAAGGUGCUCAAAUCCCACAAGGAAGCCCGACUGAAGGCUUUCCGAACGAGCGAAGAGGCAGUCUAUUUUUAUCUGAAUGGCCCUUCCGAUCCACUGCCGAGUGGCACUCCUAAAUCACCGACGAGCACUCCGUCGAAAGUGAAAGCCGAGAAGACACCUUUCAAAGCGCCCAAGAGUCAGGAAUUGGUUGCGUUUCGAAAGUUGAUUGAGAAGAACGAGCUCGACAUGGCACGGAACAUCAUUCAGCUGAAUCCUCGCUAUCUUGUCAGCUCGGGUGAUAUGCCAACAAUUCUAAAGGAGGGUCCACGAUACAACGCGCUACACGUAGCCGCCAUGGAAGGCCACGGUGAGAUGUGCAAACUGAUCCUGCGAACAAUCGAAAAUCCCGGCUUCAUUGAGUUCCUCCACGGCCAGCGAAAUCCCUCGACCGACGAAGUCAGUGCCAUUCUGCUGGAUCUGUAUCUCAACAUGCCGGACAAGAGCCGAAGCGAAACGCCGCUGCACUUCGCCGCCAAGUUCGGCUCCGUGGGGGCCGUCGAAGUGCUGAUCUCCUAUCCGCAGUGCAAGAUGACCCGCAACUCGGAUGGUCUGCUGCCAAAGGAUAUCAUCUGCAACCGUGCAAAAAGCAAAAACGACAGCCCGGAAAUUCGCAAAGCGAUCGCCGAUCUGCUACAGGAGCGCUUCUUCGUACCGGUAAUUCGGGCCGUCGAUAACAGCACACCGCCCGUCGUAGGAGAACCCUUCACACUGGCCAACCUCCCCAAUCUGGAGGCAAAAGAUAAGUUCAGUCCCCGGUUGGAAAUCAAAGCGUUCGCUGGUCCGAUGGACAAGGAAAAGGCGCAGGUAUUUUGCAAACGCUGGAAGACUCCACCGCGACUGAUUCCGUCGCCUCGGUACAUAUCACCAGUGAAGGCGUACAGUUCUAGUAAGAUUCCGGUGUCGAUCGCCGAAAGUGGAGUAAGUCCGCUCUCAUCGACACCUAUUGGCAGUAAACGACCCGGUGGACGGCGAACUCUUUUCCCGAACCGAUCGUUCGAGCUAGCUAUGGAAAGAGAAGAGCAAGAGCACAACAACAGCGUUAAUAAUAAUUUCGAAAUAGAGGUAGUAAAGGAGGACGUGGAUUUGGAAGCACUCGAAGAGAAGCGGCAGGAGGACGAAAAGAAUGGUAACAAUUUGAUAGGUAUAAAACCUAUUCGAAUGGCUAGUGGUCAGUUCGGUGCGGUCCGAAUGAGUCCGGUAAAGAAAAGUGCCAGUGAAGCGGGCAACUUUCUCUUCCGAAAGUAUCGCGAACGGCUGCAGAAUUCAUUUGCCACAAUCUACGACGACGACGAUGACAAUGUCGACGGUGGAAAUGACACCAAGGAAGGGUUCGCUGAGCUGGACGCGACGGAUAAACCGUCCAAAAAUGGCGAUGCAAAUUAUAGCUAUUUUUGUGACGAAAGUAACUCGUUCUAUGAAGGAACAAACAUAACCGAGUCACCCUCAUUCAAGGAGCGAAAGCUACGACUGACCGACACGGAGAAAGGUCUCGAAAUUAUCGGCCGCAGCUUGGCAGAAGAUCACGAUGUCGGCUGGAACGAGUAUUGGAAAUUUCUGGAGACUUUUGUAGACCUGAAAAGCAACGACGGUUUGCGAUUGUUCGAGGACUACCUCGCAAAGCGUCGACAGAACUCACCCGAAACAACUGCACAACAACUUGAGGAUAACCCGCUCCGACCAAAACAGUUGGAUGUACUCGCGACGAAUAACAAUCCCAAUGACAGUGUCGGCUCUAUCUGUAACGCUCUGGAACGCAUGUGCCUGCGGGAGGGACUCCGAACUUCCUCCCCUCAAGUACCAACUCGCCAUCCGGUGCCACCGGUCGAGCCAAAUCCCGUUCAUUCGAACAUCACCAAUCCGUAUCUCUGUUUGCACAAUUCCUUGCAAGUUUUCGCCAAAAGAUUCGUUAAAAAUCUAGACGAAAGCAGCACAACAAUGAUGAUGGACUUUGCCGCUUUCUUCCAGCAAGCGGUAGUAGACUGCGUCCGUAAGCUGAACACACUCAUCGACAACUACCGGAAAGAUGUGGCUUUCGGUUCGAUUGAUUUUAGCAAAGUUCACUCCCGCUACGCUCAGCUGAUAAUCAUCAACAUAGAACAGCAAAAUGAGACUGCUCAAAGUGUGAUCCACCGUCUCAAGCUUCUGCUGGAUAAAAGUCGCGAAGUCAACUCCGCCCGGAAGCAUUCCGAUCUUCACGACAGCCUGAUCUGUCUGCAAAACUUUCUCGAUUUUUACAUCUUCAAAAAAGCCGACCUCAUGCAAGACUGCCAAACGCAGGGGGAAACCCAAACGGAAGCCAGCUGCAGCGCCACGUGGACCGGGAAUCCACUGGUUCACAGUUGCAACUGCCGAAUCGAUGGAACGUACGCUAAAAAGGGUAGCAUGGAGCGGUUGAAUAAACGUCGCGAGCAGCGGAGAAAAAUGCACGCGGGUUUGAACGGAGCUCCAGCCUUAGAAGAUCUCACCAACAACCGAGCGGCCGUUGCUACUAGUCUAGCUUCGGUGGGGCCCAACUUUGGGGCUUACAGAAAUCCGACCAUUAUAAUCGAGGAUCACUCAGAAGAUGACGAGGACGAUGAGUACUUUAGCUGUAGCGACUCCGAACUGGACACGGAUUCGGACGGAGAUGAUCCGAAUGUGAGCUACGAAACACCUCCCUCUAGUCCGUCGUUCUUUUCUCAACUGCAGGACACGCUAGAUCUGAGCGCACUUUCCACCGAUGAUGGUGGUGCGGGCAGUGACGACAAGGAGGACCAAUUUCUGGACAGCAAUGGGGACAUCAGCGAGCCGGAGGACGAAAUCGAUGAUAAGCCUUACGUGAAUUAUAUUGAGGGUGAUCGACCGAGCAAGCAGGAUGCCGAUGUGCUGCAGGUGAUCGAAAAACGACCGAUCGAUCCGGAGCAGUUUCCGUGCGUUCACGAGUGGCGGAAGGCGAUGCUGAAACUUCCGGUGGAACUGAGGCAGAGCCUAUCGGUCAAACCGAACCGGCUCCGCUGGCGUGCAGGAAACGUCUCGACGGCAUCACUCGACAACACCCCGCUGACGGCCGGCGAUCUGAGCAGUGUGUCGAUAACCGCGGCUGAGGACGCCCUGCUUGACGGGGGCUCCGUAUCUCCCCCAACCACACCGGUAAGUUCAAAACUGUUCAGUCGCUUCAAACCGAGAGUAAAUGCCGCCGGGGGCAACGGUAGCAACGACAGUCUCAGUUCCCUGGACGGUCGCAUCCGUCUGAUGAAUAUCUCCGAUUACAACACGACGGUGCAGCGAGUCGCACCGGCACCAUCCUCGUAGGAGAGCAGCAACCAGUGGGAUCGAUUUUAAAUUUGUAAUUUUUUUCUGUUCUUUGUUUUACAAUCAUCUAAGUAUCUGGACCUUUUUCUAUUAUUAUUCACCUAAGUCACGGUUUUUAACUUAAUUAGUGACCCGAGAUGCAAACCGCGAUAACCGUUCGAUGUUUAGCAAACUAUCUGCCAAAACAAACUGUUCCAAGAGUUGAAAUUAGAAAAGGGUAAAACUUUGCGUUGAUUCCUUCCCCGAUACGAGUUUCUCGUGUGCGGGACUCAAUCGAUCGAUUUCGGACCUAGACCGCGGGACGUUGUCCCUAAACUUUCAUUACAUUUUUUAUAUGAAAUCUACCUAGAAUAGGCUAUUAUUGCAGGGCAAAAUAAAACACAAGUAAAUUAAUCCCAGAA
Molecule: messenger RNA, 4293 nt
Organism: Wyeomyia smithii (pitcher-plant mosquito)
Lineage: Eukaryota; Metazoa; Arthropoda; Insecta; Diptera; Culicidae
Gene: Ankle2
Product: ankyrin repeat and LEM domain-containing protein 2 homolog
Exons: 7
Coding region: 479-3892 (1137 amino acids)
Biological process (GO): negative regulation of phosphorylation
Cellular component (GO): endoplasmic reticulum
Molecular function (GO): protein phosphatase 2A binding
Source: RefSeq, a predicted model, not a curated record